Cynocephalus volans (Philippine flying lemur) is the source of this 584-nucleotide messenger RNA. RefSeq names its product diazepam binding inhibitor, acyl-CoA binding protein (gene DBI). Gene Ontology annotation, cellular component: mitochondrion. The record is from RefSeq and is a predicted model, not a curated record. Gene Ontology annotation, biological process: fatty acid metabolic process. The coding region runs from base 100 to 363 and encodes 87 amino acids. Gene Ontology annotation, molecular function: fatty-acyl-CoA binding. The transcript has 4 exons. Lineage: Eukaryota; Metazoa; Chordata; Mammalia; Dermoptera; Cynocephalidae.
GGCUGCACCCUAUCAGUACUUGCUAGUGGAGUCUUAUGCUGUUGCUGCUUGCUCCUGGUGUGCUCCGCGGGCCUCGGGAAUCCUUGCAACACCGCCAGCAUGUCUCAGGCUGAGUUUGAGAAAGCUGCCGAGGAAGUUAAGCACCUCAAAACCAAGCCAUCAGACAAUGAGAUGCUGUGCCUCUACAGCCACUACAAACAAGCCACCGUGGGUGACGUGAAUACAGAACGGCCCGGGAUAUUGGACCUCAAAGGCAAGGCCAAGUGGGAUGCCUGGAAUGAACUGAAAGGGACUUCCAAGGAAGAUGCUAUGAAAGCUUACGUCAGCAAAGUAGAAGAGCUAAAGAAAAAAUACGGAAUAUAAAAGACUGGAUUUGGUUGCCAGCCACACAUUUAACCUAAACUGAUAUAAUGCCUUGUUUUUUCCAAUACUGUGGAUGAUGUGAAAUAAUGAAAAUAACCAGUUAACUCAGCUCCUCAAGGCUGUUCAGGAUACGGCUCUAACAGAUUGGGGCUAAAAUGAUUACUGACCUUCCCUGAGUAGUUUUUAUCACAGAUCAAUUAAAGUGCAUUUUGUUACUUUAA